Populus euphratica (Euphrates poplar) is the source of this 1524-nucleotide messenger RNA. RefSeq names its product TATA-box-binding protein 2. Gene Ontology annotation, molecular function: DNA binding. Gene Ontology annotation, biological process: DNA-templated transcription initiation. Bases 605 to 1210 code for a protein of 201 amino acids. The transcript is spliced from 9 exons. The record is from RefSeq and is a predicted model, not a curated record. Lineage: Eukaryota; Viridiplantae; Streptophyta; Magnoliopsida; Malpighiales; Salicaceae.
CCCUCACCAUCCACCAGCUCCAUCACCUGCCUGCCCCCCCUUCUCUCUCUCAUAAUUAGAGGAUAAGACCAUACCAGACCAAAAUCCAAACCCAAAACAACGCAGCCCUCAAAUCUCUCUCAUUUAUAUCUUUCUCUCUUUUAGAUCAAAACCUAUAAAAGAACCUUUUUUCAAAUUCUUCCCUCUCUCUUUAUUUUCUUUCUAAUUUUUUUUUUCCUUUUAAAGCUCUAACUUUUGGCUCUUUAAUCUAUGAACAAACCCUAGAUUUACCUUAUUUUUCGCUUGAUUCAGGGUUUUGGUUACUGGGUUGGGACUAAACAGUUCAAAAUUGAAUCUUUUUGGUUAGAUCUGUGUUUUUUAUUAAUUAACGAGGUUGGAUUCAUCUUUUUUGGCUGUGAAAUCGAAAACCCAGAUAAGAAGAUUCAGUUUUUAGCUGUUGAAACAAAAACCCAGAUAUAGAAGUUUAUUUUUUAGUCGUCAAAGGACAAACCUAGAUAAAAAAACCCGGUUUUUAGGUGUGAAAAGAGGAAAAAAUAAAUAAAUAAAUUGAUAUUGUGUUUUUGUUGAGGGAUUAUUGGGGUAGUGUGGAACACAAAAGGAAGAAAUGGCAGAGCAAGGAGGCUUGGAAGGUAGCCAGCCAGUGGAUCUCUCCAAGCAUCCGUCUGGCAUUGUUCCCACCCUCCAGAACAUUGUUUCAACAGUGAACUUGGAUUGCAAGCUGGAACUCAAGCAAAUUGCCCUGCAAGCUCGUAAUGCAGAAUAUAAUCCCAAGCGUUUUGCUGCCGUCAUCAUGCGGAUUAGGGAACCAAAAACUACAGCAUUGAUUUUUGCCUCUGGCAAGAUGGUGUGCACAGGUGCCAAGAGCGAACAGCAAUCUAAACUGGCUGCAAGAAAGUAUGCUCGAAUCAUCCAAAAGCUUGGCUUUGCUGCCAAAUUUAAGGACUUCAAGAUUCAGAAUAUUGUUGGCUCCUGUGAUGUCAAGUUUCCCAUUAGACUUGAAGGGCUUGCAUACUCCCAUGGUGCUUUCUCAAGUUAUGAACCUGAACUCUUUCCGGGUCUAAUAUAUCGCAUGAAACAACCUAAGAUCGUGCUCCUUAUUUUUGUCUCUGGAAAAAUUGUGAUCACUGGAGCCAAGGUGAGAGAUGAGACAUACACAGCCUUUGAAAAUAUAUACCCUGUCCUUACAGAGUUCAGGAAAGUCCAGCAAUGAUACAUAUUUGAAAUGGGGCUUUGGUGUUAUUGUGGAUAGUCAUGGAUGAUGUGGGUCCAAGUGUGCAUAAGUGAAGCUGUGACACAGCCUUCAUGGCUCCGGGUCUGUCGCUGUAUUCUAAUGUGUUUGGUCUCUUACCCACCAAAAGUGGGGUGUGUCCUGGUGGAAAGUGCUUUUGUAAUGUGUAAUUAGUGAGGUGCGUAGUUGCAAGGUAAGGGCGGGGGACUGAAUAACAUGUUUUUUGUUUGUUAGCCAAUGCGGAUUACACUCGGAUAAUUUUAAUGUUAAAAACUUAGUUCCAAUUUUGACUCGAA